GCAAGAAAUGAUGGCAACAAUGACAUCACUGUCGGUCAGUUUUUGCACCGAGGCUCGCUAAUUUCAGGGGCUGCGGCUGCCCAGGAUGGCCAUGGCUAAAGCGUCAGGGGCUGACCCAAAAUUCAUGUCAGUCUCGAGGUUCCAUUUGCAUAGAAAACUCCAAUAUGAACUGCCAAAAAGCAACCAGGGGGCAGAAACAUCCUUCUCACAAAUCCAAGGAACAAUUUUGAGGCUCAGCGAGACAGCGAGUGUUCCUGGACUCCGAGCAAUACAAAUUUUGACAGCGCUUCCCACUUCAAAGCCACCGCCCCUUCUUUGGCUGGUGGUGCCCCCAGCUGAAUCCUCCUAUCCGAAUCUGGACAAGCUGUCCAUGGUGAUCGAAAGGUGCAGGGAGAUGCUAUCGUUUCGGACGUUAAAAACAACCUUAAACGGGGCAGAACUGUACAGAAGUACAUCCAUUAGCAAUGGCAGCCUAUGCAAUGUCGGUCUGGAAGCAGGUCGCAGUGACGAGUAUACAAGUUGGAUAUCGCAUCGACCAAAAGCGGAUGAAGUACGAGAGAAUUCCAGACAUCAGCCCCAGGCCCCGAUCCUGUGCAUGGAAAGGGGAGGAGCUGAGCUCAUACUUGGCGAAAGUUGAAUAAGAAUUAAG
This is a messenger RNA of Hyaloscypha bicolor E, 649 nucleotides long. RefSeq lists its product as uncharacterized. NCBI's taxonomy places the organism in Eukaryota, Fungi, Ascomycota, Leotiomycetes, Helotiales, Hyaloscyphaceae. The record is from RefSeq and is a predicted model, not a curated record. The transcript has 2 exons. Bases 86 to 637 code for a protein of 183 amino acids.